Messenger RNA from Nannizzia gypsea CBS 118893, 771 nucleotides. RefSeq lists its product as hypothetical. The record is from RefSeq and is a predicted model, not a curated record. The coding region runs from base 1 to 771 and encodes 256 amino acids. The transcript is spliced from 2 exons. Lineage: Eukaryota; Fungi; Ascomycota; Eurotiomycetes; Onygenales; Arthrodermataceae.
AUGAAGCCAACGAUUGCUGUCGUUCCAGGCGCCUGGAUUCCAGAGCAUUUCUACUCCCCGUACAUCCAUUCGCUAGAAAAGGCUGGGUUCGAAACUCGCUACGCCGAAUAUCCGUCUCUGGAGCCGCAGAAUCCUUUAACGGCCGACUGCGCAACAGACGCCGAAGCUGUUCGCUCCAUUCUGGAGCCGCUCGUGGAGACCGAAGGUAAAGAUGUAGUUCUUGUCAUGCAUUCUUACGGGAGCAUGCCCGGUUGUGCAGCCGCCAAAGGGCUGUCGAAGACGGAGCGGACUCGGGCAGGCAAACUGGGAGGAAUCCUCGGCAUGAUAUUGUUCAGCGCUUUCCUUGUGCCCGAGGGUUUGAGCUGUGCUGGUAUUCAGGGGGGUACGCUUCCCCCUUGGAUCCUGCUCGACAACCCUGCACCUGGUCUCAACGUCCCGAAGGACCCCAUCAACGUGUUUGCCGCUGAUUUCGAGCAUGGUCUCGCCAAGAAAACUGAACAGGAACUGAAACCUCAUUCUUCACUGGCGUUCUUUUCUCCCCAACCGCCAUCGGCUUGCGCAGACCCUGCAUUUAAGGACCGAUUGGCCUAUGUUGUGGCUACUAAUGACGUCGCGGUCCCGAAAGACGUUCAGUAUGCCAUGAUCGCAGGAACUGGGCAGCAGUGGAAGAUCAAAGAGGUCUCCCAGAGCCACUGUGCCCCGUUCAAGGUUGAUCUUGACGAGAAUGUGAAAAUUGUGGGGGAAUUCAUUGAGGCAUUUCAGGGCGUCUAA